This is a messenger RNA of Musca vetustissima, 513 nucleotides long. RefSeq names its product circadian clock-controlled protein daywake-like. Lineage: Eukaryota; Metazoa; Arthropoda; Insecta; Diptera; Muscidae. The transcript has a single exon. The record is from RefSeq and is a predicted model, not a curated record. Bases 1 to 513 code for a protein of 170 amino acids.
AUGAAGGAUAUUCUACUGUAUAACUACACAAAAAUCGAAUGCCUCUCUGUUAAGGGUAUUACAGAGGAUUUAACAAAACCAGCACAUUUAACAAUUAAGGUGUGGAAUCCACAAUUAUCAUUACGAGCCCAUUGCCAUCUAAAGGGAAAAAUGCUAAUAUUUAAUGUUGAAGGUGAUGCUGAUUUAGAGGUUCAUAUGUUUAAUACAACUACGCUGAUAGAUGUCGAUCUGGUGCCCACGGUAAAGGAUAAUCAAAGUUACUUGAAAGCCACCUCAUUUUAUGCCAAACAACAAACACCGAGUAUGAAAAUGUAUUUCAAAAAUUCAACUCUCUUCAAUGGUGACCAAACAUUUGCCGAUGCCUUUACUGAUACCAUCAAUGAGAAUUGGCCAUUGAUGCUUAAUGAAAUUCAACCGUACUUUGAAAAAGCCAAUGCUAAAGUGUCCUUGGCUGUACUUAAUAAGAUUUUAACAACCAUACCUACCGAUCAAUAUUUUAAAGAUGCAAAAUGA